Molecule: messenger RNA, 1485 nt
Organism: Mesorhabditis spiculigera
Lineage: Eukaryota; Metazoa; Nematoda; Chromadorea; Rhabditida; Rhabditidae
Source: the annotation of a GenBank genome assembly
AUGACGAUCGGGCUGCUUGCCCUAUUCGGCUGGAGUCUCUUCUCUCUCCAUUUCCUCGGCGUCAUCGCCACCUCGAUCAGCAGCUCCUUUCUACUCUCAAUAUUCAUUCUGUACCAGCUUGGGCAAUUGUGUGCCCAGUUUGUCAUCCUGGCCUUCACGUUGACGGUUCGGACGAGGAUCGCGCUCCUGAUCGCCUCGUCGGUGCUGUGCGAGCGCAUUUCCUACAAGGAACUGCUGAAAGCACAAGCGCAACGCGAGCGCGAGGAAGACGAGGAUGCCCUCUUUGCUGACGAUGGUCACGAGACGGCGUUGAUCACCGCCCCGUCGUUGAGCAUGACCAUCUCGUACUCGGGUAACUUCGUUCAGCUGCUCCUCCGAUGGAAGGGGUCGAUAUUUCGGAGUGUUUGGAAGGAGCUGCUCGUUUGGGUGACGCUGUACUACCUUGUACGCGUCUCAUACACGCACGCCAUACCAUGGGCCGAUCCGAAGGGAACGCACAAGUACAGGGAGAACUUCAUCUCGGUCUGCCAGCAGUGCAACGAGUAUACAAAGUUGAUACCGCUCACGUUUCUCCUCGGCUUCUACGUGUCGAAUGUGGUGUCGAGAUGGUGGCGCCAAUUCGAGUGCCUAUGCUGGCCGGAAGACUUGCUGUCAUUGUUGUGCUUCGUCGUGCCGGCCGACGACAUGAAGCAGGCCAGGGUCCGGCAUCGCGUUGCCAGAUAUCUGAAUUUGACGUGCGCCCUCGCGUGGCGAGAAAUCUCGUCAAAAAUUCGUCUCCGCUUCCCCACGCUACGCCAUAUCAUCGACAGCGGUCUGUUGACGGAGACGGAAUAUGAGCAGUUGAUUGAUAUUGCGAAAAUCAGCCAAGGCUGCGUGUGGCUAACCCCCCUACACUGGGUCCAACAGAUCGUCUCGGAAACGGUGGCCGAAAGCGGUGCCCUGCCCGCCUACGUCAACAAUUUCAACCAGGAGCUCAAAUCGUUCCGCAUCAGCUUCCGGCGGCUGUUCUGUCACGAUUGGGUGUGUGUGCCGUUGGUCUAUACGCAAGUAGGCCUGGAAACCGUGGAUUUUCGGUUUCCGAUCUUCACCGUCGUGCAAUUUCUCUUCUUCGUUGGGUGGUUCAAGGUGGGCCAAGAUCUGAUGCGACCAUUCGGGCUCGACGAUGAUGACAUUGAAUUGUCCUACAUUCUCGACCGCAACAUCUUGACGUCAUUUACGAUAGCUAACACGUUGCAGACGAGGUCACCACCCCCAUUUGAAGAAGAUCCCUACUGGAAGGCGCGCCACGACCCGAACGUCGCCGAUUCUUCAUUAAAGUACGGGCGAAUUGACUUGAGUCGCGCGAAUCACAAGCAUCCGCCCAAACUCCAUAUGCUCGCCGACCUGAAGACGGUCGAUAAGCAAUUUGUGCAACACCAAGUCGAAAACGGAUGUGCUCUGCACGACAAGAUGGAUAUGGUGGAGGAGAGGAAGCUGCUGUUCUGG